This is a messenger RNA of Spirometra erinaceieuropaei, 915 nucleotides long. Lineage: Eukaryota; Metazoa; Platyhelminthes; Cestoda; Diphyllobothriidea; Diphyllobothriidae. The record is from the annotation of a GenBank genome assembly.
AUGGGCAGUGGACGAAUACCCGAACGACUUCUAAAGAUAUCUCGCCGCGGGUACCAGCCGGCAAUGAAGUCAAACACGCGCUACAAGCAAACUCUAAACAAUUCUCUGAAGCUCUUACAAACCAAGCAGAAGACCUUGGAAGUUCCUACACAGAAUCCAUCGGCAAGGAGAGGGGCAGUGAAAAUUCUUGCAAUAAUUUACAAGGCCAACCGGCUAGCAGCAAAUCUCCAGCGUCUCCAAUCCACAAUGCCAACACCCAACGUCUUCCAAUUCGCCCACGCUGACAACACGCGGAUCGACCUCGUCGGGCAUACCAGGACCUCGUGCAGCAACAACCCAAUAACCAAAACUGCUGUUCCAAUAAACGUUCCCAUCGUCACCACAGCACCAUUACACGGCGACUACGAAGACAACCCCAUUGUUACCAAUUAUCUCGCACCCAAUGCCGCUCCGCGUCGAUCGCAAACGACCCCAUCAUUCCGACCACAAUCCCUAAAAAGCAGUGGAGGCUACUUACCAUUCCACUCCCGCUACCCUCGAGAACACCCCCGACAUUCUGUCAAUCAAUACUUCCCCAUCCUCGCCACCACCACCAACGGUAUCGAUUCGGUCCUACUCGUCCUCACAGUGGUCGCCCAUUCACCUCGCGCCUCGACCCGAUCAGAGACUUUAGAAUCCCUUGUCCUGCAACCGACGUACCAAUGCCAACAGCCUUCACAUACGCUCGCGCAUCCGUCUCCACCGUCCACACUGUCCAGGCACAUUUACUUAAUGCAUGGGUCUAUUCGGUCAUAUGCGUAUCCACAAAAGCGGAAUUUACAACAAUAUCGACACAUCUCUCGUACAUUUCACACCCGACGAAUCUUCCAUCCCAAGUCCUGCCGACUCCUUACCUACCAGGGAGGCCAACACUAA